Candida dubliniensis CD36 is the source of this 729-nucleotide messenger RNA. RefSeq lists its product as uncharacterized. The transcript has a single exon. The coding region runs from base 1 to 729 and encodes 242 amino acids. Lineage: Eukaryota; Fungi; Ascomycota; Pichiomycetes; Serinales; Debaryomycetaceae. The record is from RefSeq and is a predicted model, not a curated record.
AUGGAGUUUUAUUUGAUUCCUGCAGUUUCUUAUCAAACACAAGAAAAAUUGAAAAAGAAAACUAAAAGAACCAAAAAAACACCAUCAGGUUCCAAAUCAAGUUCUAAUUCUUUGCCACAAAAUCUUCUGGCUUCAAGGAGAGGUUCAUCAUCAGGUUCAUCGUUUUCUUCAAAUUCCUUGUUUUCAAGUUCAUCAUCCACGAUUUCUUCACCCUCCAACUCAUCAACAAAAUCCAAAAAAUCAUCUUAUUCCAGCUCUAUGGAAACCAGUUCCACAGCCACUACAAACAAAUCAAAAUCAUCAUCAAACACAAUUCCAACGCCCAUUUCUUCAACAUCAUUAACUCAAACAAGGUCUCUUUCGAGGAAACCUACUAAUUCGUCUGAUUCAUAUUCAGUCAACUCUCUUAAAACAAAUUCAAGUGUAAAAACAUUCAGUACUUCCAAGACUUCAACAUCUAAGAAACAUUAUAAUUAUGAAUCAAAUACUACCAUGAAUGAAAUCCUUUCAAAACCAAAAUUAAAGAAGAAAAGUUUACGAUCAGUUUUCAAAAAUUUGAGUUUAACUAAUGAAAAAGAAAUGAUUAAUGAUCACGAAAAUUGUGGAUAUGAUUAUCAAUCUGAUGAAGAAGAUGAUAAUAAUACACUAGAUAAUCUGGAUUUGAAUACCAUAUAUUCCGAUGCAAAUUCAAUUUUCAGUCGUCGGAAAGCUCCAGUUCCUUCGAAGUGA